Molecule: messenger RNA, 474 nt
Organism: Limulus polyphemus (Atlantic horseshoe crab)
Lineage: Eukaryota; Metazoa; Arthropoda; Merostomata; Xiphosura; Limulidae
Product: phospholipase A2-like
Exons: 4
Coding region: 1-474 (157 amino acids)
Biological process (GO): arachidonate secretion; phospholipid metabolic process
Source: RefSeq, a predicted model, not a curated record
AUGGCCAAGUGUAAAGUUACUGGACGUAACUUGUUAACCAUUUACCAUCCACUUUUUACCAAAGGUACCAAGUGGUGUGGACCUGGUAAUGUAUCAAAAGGGUACGACGACUUAGGUAAGAAAGCAAAAACAGACAUGUGUUGCCGAGACCACGACACCUGUGAUGACUUCAUGACUGCUGGUGAAACAAAGCACGGACUGACAAACAAUGCCAAAUACACAAGGUUGAAUUGUAAGUGUGACGAAGAAUUCAGAAAAUGUUUAACGAGUGUGAAUACAUCUACAGCCCAAGCCGUCGGAAAAUUUUACUUCAACGUCGUCCAGAAUAAAUGUUAUAAGUUAGACUACCUACAAAUAAAGUGUCUAAGCUGGGGAGGAUUGUUUAAGAGAAGUUGCCAAGAGUAUGAACUGGAUACAACUAAACAGAAGACUUGGCAGUUUUUUGACGCCAUUGAAUUCAAAAAACCGAAAUAG